UGGUGGGGAGGAGGAGGGUGGGUGCACCUGCUGUCCCGCGCCUCGCUGCAGUGAGAUUUGGAUCGCAACACAGCUCGGAGCGGAACACCUGCCGUCCAAGCCACACGCUUCCCAGGGCGGGGGUCCACAAAAGAACACGACAUCCGGCAACGAUGCCCCGUCCGAGCGGCGGAGGCGGCAGGUGCACCGGCACCCUUUUCUCGGCGUGCCUUCUCUCCGUGUGUCAAGCCCUGCGGAGCUGCGGGGAGGUUCAGUGCGCCGAUGGCCAACAGUGCUGCACGGCAAUCGUCGCCGGGAACGGGAGCGGCGCCGGAGGUGGCGGCGGUGGUGGAGGAGGAGGAGUCGGAGGCUCAAUGGUUCGUUGCUGUAAGCUCCCGAUGCACAUCUUCUUCGACAACGUGGGCUGGUUCACGCGGAAGUUGUCGGGCAUCCUUAUUCUGUUGCUGCUCUUCGCCAUGGGCUACUUCAUCCAGCGGAUUGUGUGCCCGAGACCGCGCCGCCACCCGCACCAGGACCGCGGGGAGGAGCCCUCGUUCUUCCACGGCCACGCGUCCGCCUCCCAAGACUCCCUGCUGGACCGCUACCCAGAGUGCAACCCGGUGGACUUCGCCUCGCCCAACUUGCCAGCCUACGACGAGGUCAAAUAUUUGCCCACGUACGAGGAGAGCAUGCAGGAGAUGCAUCGGGACCGCUCCGACGACAACUUGUUGGCCGAAAUCGAGACGAGCGGUCCGGGCAGAGGAAGGGCGGCCGGGGCGGAGGCUGGAGAGCACACACUGGAUGUUCUGGAGGGGUCGGGAGGGCAGCAGCCCAGCCCAAGGACAUCUCGGAACUCUGUCUGACGGAAACCACGUGCAUUAAGACAAUAUCCUGUUAUUAUUUUUAUUUGAAUUUUACUCUCAAGUGCAAUUUUAACACCGAAUGUUGACAAUAAAAAGAGAGACAACAAUUGCCUUUUGUAUGCAAAUGAGCGCCUGGGUUAUGUAAAAUAAAGAUAGAAAUGAUGCUCUUUGUGUUGAGACAAGCAAGUUUAAACCAUUAAUUGUGGAUGUUGACAAAAUUAGACCAAAAUUUGCAGAAAUCAAUCAACUUCAAUUUCGCUUAAAACUGCCGUCUACUAACAUGAAGACUUCAGAGUCUCCUGUGUCUUAUCCAGGAAGAAAGAGGAGGGGAGGAAGUGGGCGAGCAAGAACCAUCAUUCAUUCUGCAAGCAUUGCUGCCUAAUGAAAUAUGAGGUGACCUUUUUGCAACAAUCCCAAAACUACUCUUGACGCCGCAUACAUCACAGCGCUGUGAUUUAUGUCCUGCUUACGUGGAUUAAAUAAGCAGAAUGCCAUUUACUUAGUGAGUUAAAAAAAAAAAAAAAAAAGGUUUUCUCCUUUAGAGCAUUUCACAAUUCGAGGCCAGUCCGGUUUCUUUUUCAAAAGUGUGCAAAGCGGAGCGUGAUGGCGGUGGCUCAUGUAAUCCAACACUGGCCGACCAUGACUGAUGGCCUUGCUCCGCCAGAGAGAAAUCUGUGGGUGGAUGGGGUUAGCACUUAGAAGCACAAAUCCAUGUUUAGAACCCACUUAAGGGCCAGAUGAGAGGGGGAGUAACCCUCCCCACCAGCACCACCACCACCACGGCCCAAGAGAAAGUGGUCAUUUUACGAGGCUUAAGAGGUGUGAACGCUGAGUGACUUUCUAACAUGUGAGACGACAUGAGCGUUCUCAAGUAGCUUACAUGAAAUUUUAACAGAGGGUCAUAUAAAACGGACAUCUUCCCAUGGCAGCACUGGGGCAGGGUUGAGUCUUCAUUUUCCACAAAUAAAUGUCAAAUAUGGAGAGAGGCACAAGAACAUAAAUA
Syngnathus acus (greater pipefish) is the source of this 1845-nucleotide messenger RNA. RefSeq lists its product as uncharacterized. Lineage: Eukaryota; Metazoa; Chordata; Actinopteri; Syngnathiformes; Syngnathidae. The record is from RefSeq and is a predicted model, not a curated record. The transcript has a single exon. Bases 153 to 842 code for a protein of 229 amino acids.